CUGUCGCUCUGAAGCGACACUACACCAACAAAUUGGUAAAUAGCACCACUCGAACGCGUAUCCGUUCAAUCUACUUAAGACAAGAAGAUUAUCGAGUCUGUCUUCUCAGUCGUGCUACAGCGUCGUCUCAAAACACGUGGAAGUACCCUGAGGGAGUUGAAAGUUUUUUUGGGAAGCCAUGGAAGGCGCGCUGCGAUGAAACCACGAUCCAUUGCUUAACAAAAUUAUGUAUUUCAUUAACCAGACGUAAUUCGACAAAAUGAGAAAUACAAAUCCUGUCGGUUUAAAUUUCAUUAUUUUGAGUGGAUUGGCUUAAAAACUACACCCAGAUAGUUGUGAUCAUGAACGGAAUCAGUGUAUCGGUGGAGAAAGGGGCGGAGGUGAGCGUUAAAGAAUCGAAGAAGCGAAUGAGUGUCAAAGAAAAACUAAUGCAGAUCCGGUCCAAUAUUACAGUCGAACCGAUUAUUGCUUGUUAUAUUAUGUCCAAUGUAUUUUCGGGGUUGGCUGUACAAAACUUAAAUUUGGAAAAGGCAUGUAGAGUUAAUUUGGGCUACAGUGAUGAAAUUUGUUCAGCUUUAAAUCGACGGCAAACGGAAAAUUAUACAAUGGAAGAGUCGGAAGUGCAAAAAUUAACAGCGUCAGUGCAAGCUUGGAAAAAUAUCGUACAAACAGCAUUUCCAUGUAUUUUAGUUCUUUUUGUUGGAUCGUGGAGCGAUAAGACAGGUAAAAGAAAAGCUUGUAUACUUUUGCCAAUCGUUGGAGAGGUACUGUGUUGUACAAGUUUCAUACUGAACACAUAUUUCUUCUAUGAAUUGCCAUUGGAGGUCACGGCCCUCUCAGAUUUGUUUCCGUCGCUAACAGGUGGAUGGAUUACUGUUUGCGUUGGUGUAUUCAGUUACAUUGGUGACGUGACAACGAAAGAAAUGAGAACAUUCCGAGUGGGGGUUGCUAAUUUGUGCAUGUCCUUAGGAAUACCGAUUGGGAUGUCGUUAAGUGGAAUAUUAUUGCAACAAAUCGGUUACUAUGGAAUCUUUCUUAUAUCAAACUGCUUGUAUUUAACCAGCCUAAUUUAUGGAUACAUCCGUCUCAAGGAUCCAGUGAUACCUCAAGAGAGGCACAGAGAGCAGCCGGUGGGUUGUCGAGGAUGGGUCUGCUCCUUCUUCGACGCUCGACACGUGCGAGAGACUUUAACGGUUGCAUUCAGAAGUGGUCCACGGCGGAGAAGACUUCGUGUGUCUUUAUUAAUAGUUGUCGUGUGUGUAAUAUUUGGACCUUUACAUGGUGAAAUGAAUGUGCUAUAUCUCUUCAUGCGGUAUAGAUUUAAUUGGGACGAGGUUCAAUUCAGCAUGUUUUGUACAUACAGCAUUAUUACCAAUUUAGUAGGAACAUUGUUCUCCAUCAGUAUCUUCAGCGAUUUCAUGAAGUUGGACGACACCGUGGUGGGCAUUAUUUCCUGCACCAGCAAGAUCUUAGCGUCCUUCAUAUUUGCCUUCGCGAGUACAACUACAGAGAUUUAUAUAGCGCCCCUAGUGGAGAUUUUCAACGGGACAUCAUUCAUUGCGAUGCGCUCUAUCGCAUCUAAAUUGGUGACCAGUGAGGAGUUGGGUAAAGUAAAUUCUCUAUUCGGACUGGCAGAGGCUAUGAUGCCAUUGGUGUACGGGCCGUUGUACUCCAGGGUGUACAUGGCUACACUCAAUGUUUUACCGGGAGCUGUUUUUCUAUUGGGAGCCGGAAUGACAGUUCCUGCAGUGGCGAUAUUUGGUUGGAUGUAUUUCGAGCAGCGAGAAGACAACAAACAAGUUGAAGAAAUGGUCGACGUUAAUAAAGAUAUAUAAUUUAAAUAAAAUAUUAGUUAACAAUUAAAAAUAAUUAAG
Vanessa atalanta (red admiral) is the source of this 1874-nucleotide messenger RNA. RefSeq names its product proton-coupled folate transporter-like. Gene Ontology annotation, cellular component: membrane. NCBI's taxonomy places the organism in Eukaryota, Metazoa, Arthropoda, Insecta, Lepidoptera, Nymphalidae. The record is from RefSeq and is a predicted model, not a curated record. The transcript has 7 exons. Bases 342 to 1835 code for a protein of 497 amino acids. Gene Ontology annotation, molecular function: transmembrane transporter activity. Gene Ontology annotation, biological process: transmembrane transport.